CCACAUCAACCACACACCACAAGGAUCACUCUUUCAUUUUCCACUCCUUUCUCACCACCACCAUCCCCACUGAAUCUCAAUCAACAGAAACAAAAGAUGGUGAUGAUGAAGCACUCAUUCUUCUCUCUCCCACUUCUUCUAAUGAUCUUUUGCUAUUCCACCACCACAUUAGCCCAGUCACCUGCUGCUGCCCCUGCCCCAACACCUUCAUCACCCCCGACAGACAUCAUAAGAAUCCUCAAAAAAGCUGGAGGUUUCACCACUCUAAUCCGUCUUCUGCAGACAACCCAAGUUGCCACACAGAUCAACGCCCAACUCUUGAACUCAAACGGUGGUUUAACCUUAUUUGCACCAAAUGACAAUGCCUUCUCAAGCCUCAAACCUGGCUUCCUCAAUUCCCUUAAUGAUCAGCAAAAGAACGAGCUCAUCCAAUUCCACUUGCUACCCACAUAUGUUUCCACAUCAAACUUUGAUACCUUGAGCAACCCAGUGAGAACACAAGCUGGUGAAAACCCUGAUAGGUUGGCACUGAACAUAACCAGUUCAGGAAACCAAGUGAACAUGACAACGGGUAUUGUUAACACUACACUUGGUGGUACUGUAUACACUGAUCACCAGCUAGCUGUUUAUCAAGUGGACAAGGUGCUUCUUCCUCGUGACUUCUUCGUUGCUAAGCCUCCUGCACCAGCUCCUGCACCUGCAAAACCUAAGGCUUCUAAGAAGAAAUCUGCAGAGGGUCCUGAAGCUGCAGCAGAUGAUGACUCUGCAGCUGUAAUGAGUGUGAAACAGAUGCAGUUGAUGUGGGUUCCCAUUGCAGUUGCUACAGUUGUAGUAGCAGCAUUUUCAUGAUGAUGAUGAUGAAAGUUUGAAGAAGAUGAAGCUGCCAAGUAGGGUAAGAUUGAAGGGGAAGAAAUGGAUCCACAUUUUGCAGACUUGCAGUGCUUUUCAAUAAUUGUCUUAUUUUCCUUUCUUUCCUUUUUUCUUUUUUCUUUUUCUUUUUCUUCUCUUAUGGAUAAGUCUUUCUGGGGUGAAAAUUAAAUUGGAUUUAUGAAGCCUUCAUAUCUUGUGAAUUACGUAUGAGAAUUUUGUGUACUACAAGUUGCAAUCAAAGAACUUUUAAUAGAAAGA
This is a messenger RNA of Gastrolobium bilobum, 1128 nucleotides long. RefSeq names its product fasciclin-like arabinogalactan protein 12. The transcript has a single exon. Bases 97 to 849 code for a protein of 250 amino acids. NCBI's taxonomy places the organism in Eukaryota, Viridiplantae, Streptophyta, Magnoliopsida, Fabales, Fabaceae. The record is from RefSeq and is a predicted model, not a curated record.